GCAUGAAAGAGAGCUACUUCAGGUACAAGGGUAAAUUCUACUAUCAAAUCUAUGGUACGGCCAUGGGGAGCCCUCUGUCACCCAUCCUCGCGGACAUUUCGCUGGAGACAGUUAUUGGCAAAGCUGUUGAAGCGCUACCGUUCGAUGUACCAAUUGUACGCAAAUAUGUGGACGAUCUGUUUAUUGCUGUUCCAGCAGACAAGAUCGAUGUUGUACUAGAAGAGUUCAACAAACAUGAAGCCCGCUUACAGUUCACUCUUGAGUGUGAACAGGACAACAAACUACCGUUCUUGGACAUGCAGGUGAUCCGCAAUGCUGACCAGACUCUGAGCACUGAUUGGUACGCCAAACCCAUCGCCUCAGGUAGAAUGCUGAACUACAACUCGUUUCACCAGAUGAAACACAAAGUCAACGUUGCGAACAACUUUAUCCACAGAGUGACCACUUUGUCCACACACAGCAGCUGGAACGACCAAAAACAGAUCAUCUACACACACCUACACAACAACGGAUACCCGAGGACGUUGAUCAGUCGUCUAAUCCAACAGCACCAGAGUAAAACCCUCCCGAAUGCCAGCGAGCAACCCAACGUAGCGACUCUUGUCGCUAACACCAACCAGGAUCCCACCCAACCACCCACCCUCAGUCAGCCACAGCCCGAAGCAGAUGCCAUCUAUCGAUCCAUCCCUUACGUCCCAAAACUGACUGAACGACUCCAAAAGGUGUUCCGCAGUGACUACAACCAGAUCCGCAUUGCCUCUAGACAAACCAACACUGUAAACAACCUACACACCAAAGUGAAAGACCCCAAAAACCACCAUGAAAACAGCAAUGUUAUUUACAAAAUUCCUUGCAAUAGCUGUAACAAAUGUUACAUUGGAAUGACAAAGAACAAACUUAGUACAAGACUUUCAGGCCACAGAUCAGAUGUAAACAAAUUGGAAAAAAUUGUUACAGAUCACACAAACACUGAGACAGAUAUGGAUAGCAUCAGAGACAAAACUGCUUUGCUUGAACAUUGUGUAAACACAGGCCACCGUUUUCAAAUUGAUAACACAAAAAUUGUAGACACAACCUUCAUGUCACACACACUGCCAUUUUUAGAAAUGUGCCACAUCUUCAACACUCAACACACAGUAAACCACAGAGUGGAUGUCGAUGGAUUGAACACAGCUUACGCUUCUGUGUUACACUCUAUUAGACCCCAACACACUGACACACAUCAAAUUCGCCCGCACAAUUUGACCCAAAGCGUACCCGAUGAAAAUGAUACCCCUUAAUGCCCAAAUCAUAUCCCGAACAAAGUAACUCGAACCGCCACAAAAUUUGUGACCAUAGCGACAGUGUGAGAUAUUUAAUUGUUAAAUUCAGUGCCCCUAAAUGUCCUAAUCUCACAUUAUUUGUUAAUUUUAGUCAGUGUACCACCAGCUUUUGAUGGAAUUUAUGACGUUAGCCUUAAAAAAGGCAGCUAACAAGAAACGUCAAGCUAUUUCCCCCUGAAGAAGGCGCCAAUCAGCGCCGAAACGUCGGACACAGCAUAAACAGCGUUUCACUUUGCCCAGACUGAGUAGCCGAUCAAACUCAAAAUU
Molecule: messenger RNA, 1589 nt
Organism: Culex quinquefasciatus (southern house mosquito)
Lineage: Eukaryota; Metazoa; Arthropoda; Insecta; Diptera; Culicidae
Exons: 2
Coding region: 3-1280 (425 amino acids)
Source: RefSeq, a predicted model, not a curated record